Messenger RNA from Annulohypoxylon truncatum, 1994 nucleotides. RefSeq names its product 3-deoxy-7-phosphoheptulonate synthase. The record is from RefSeq and is a predicted model, not a curated record. The transcript is spliced from 2 exons. Lineage: Eukaryota; Fungi; Ascomycota; Sordariomycetes; Xylariales; Hypoxylaceae. Gene Ontology annotation, biological process: aromatic amino acid biosynthetic process. Bases 209 to 1687 code for a protein of 492 amino acids. Gene Ontology annotation, molecular function: 3-deoxy-7-phosphoheptulonate synthase activity.
AGGUAACAUAAUACAUAAAAUGCAUAUACUAUAUUCAGUGGCUUCUUCUCACGUCAAGUGACUCAUACUAAGCCUUCAUAACGCAUUUGAUUACUUCGUGUAGCACAUCGUAUGUUUAAAAUCCCUCACUUAUAGUCAAUUGGCCCCGCCAGUCUUUCUCAAUCGCUCUUAAUCCCUUCUCAUUGCCCACCUGCCGCACAACGCAAACAUGGCCGAGUCCGCAUCCGGCUUACCCUGGACGCCCUCGUCCUGGCGUUCUAAACCUAUCAAGCAGGAGGCCGUGUACCCGGACCCGAACGGCGUGAAGCGCGCCACCGCAGAGCUGAGCCGGCUGCCGCCCGUCGUGCACCCGCAGGAGAUCGACCGGCUGAAGGCCAGUCUGAGGGACGUGGCCCGCGGCAAAGCCUUUCUCUUGCAGGGAGGCGACUGCGCCGAGCUCUUCGACUACUGCCGCGCCGAUGCCAUUGAGUCCAAGAUCAAGCUUCUGCUGCAGAUGAGUUUAGUUCUAGUAUGGGGCGCCAACAAGCGCGUCGUGCGCAUUGGCCGCAUGGCCGGGCAGUACGCGAAGCCGCGCUCCAGUCCCCAUGAGAAGGUCGUCAUCAACGGCGAGACGAAGGAGGUCCCCUCGUUCAGGGGUGAUAUCCUGAACGGUUACCAACUCGAGGAGCGAGACUUGGACCCGCAAAGGCUUGUAAAAGCCUACCACCACUCCGCCGCAACCCUAAACUACGUGCGGUCCGCGCUCGCGGCCGGCAUCGCGGACCUGCACCGGCCGCUGGACUGGACGCUCGGGCACGUGCGGGACCCGCAGCUGAAGGCCAAGUACACCGAGGCCGUGCGCUUCCUGCAGGACAUGCUGCGCUUCAUGCACACCGUCGGCGCCGACCGGAGCCCCAAGCUCGACACCGUCGACCUGUACACGAGCCACGAGGGCCUGCUGCUCGAGUACGAGGAAGCGCUCACGCGCCUCGUCGAGACGCCCGUCGUGCGCCUGGACGACGAGAGCAGCGUCGCUAACGGUAGCAGUGGUGGUGGUGAUGAUGGCGGCGAGUCCAAGACCCGGACGCCCGGAAAACAAUACUACGACACCUCGGCGCACUUCCUCUGGAUCGGGGACCGCACGCGGCAAGUCGACGGCGCGCACGUCGAAUUCUUCCGAGGCAUCGCGAACCCGAUCGGCGUGAAAGUAGGCCCCACAACACCGACAUCAGACCUACUCUCGCUCCUACGCGCCCUAAACCCACAGCGCGAAGUCGGCAAAAUCACGCUGAUAACGCGGUACGGCGCCUCGAAGGUAGCAUCACUCCUACCCUCGCACAUCCGCGCCGUCGAGGGGUCCGAGUACCGCGGGCUAUGCAUCUGGCAAUGCGACCCGAUGCACGGGAACACGCAAUCCACAUCCACGGGCAUCAAGACGCGGCGCUUCGGCGACAUCUUCACCGAGCUGCGGGAGACCCUGCGCGUCCACCGCGAGGAGGGCAGCUACCUGGGCGGCGUGCACCUCGAGCUCACGGGCGACGCCGUGACCGAGUGUCUGGGCGGCAGCGAGGGCCUGGCCGAGGACGACCUGAGCACGAAUUACACGAGCUUCUGCGACCCGCGCCUCAACGAGAAGCAGGCUCUGGAGCUGGCCUUCCUGGUCGCCGACUCGUAUCGUCAGGAGAGGACGGACCUGGUUCACCAUUAGAAGUGGUGGCCUGGAAAGGGGUCGCUGGGAGCUUUUCCCCGGGUGGGAGGAGAGGGCCGGUAAAAAAAGAAUUUAAGAUACGUUCUCUGGGUGAUCAACCACUCGGAGAUAGAUAGAUGAGGAAGGACUCGGGAAAGUAUCGUUCAGACCACCCGCAUACUUGAUAUAGAAUUAUCGCGGGUAAAAUAAAAGCACAAUUCUUUAUAUUGAACUAUUAUUCGCAUACCUAACCUCCCGUAUUGGUUCGAAAAAACUAGAAUUUCUAGUUGAGGGCGUUAGCAUCUGAUACAGUCAAAUUUAAACCCCU